Messenger RNA from Dreissena polymorpha, 1482 nucleotides. RefSeq names its product endonuclease/exonuclease/phosphatase family domain-containing protein 1-like. Gene Ontology annotation, molecular function: catalytic activity. Lineage: Eukaryota; Metazoa; Mollusca; Bivalvia; Myida; Dreissenidae. The transcript is spliced from 9 exons. The record is from RefSeq and is a predicted model, not a curated record. Bases 692 to 1375 code for a protein of 227 amino acids.
UUGAGUGGUGGAAGUUCAAGGUCAAGGUCAUCCUUCAAGGUCAAAGGUCAAUAAUUUUUUAUUUUGUAUUUCUAAGCGGCGCAAUAAGGGGCAUUGUGUUUCUGACGAACACAUCUCUUGUUUAUUCUAUGUUUAGUUAUGCUCCCUUAUUUAACUUAUAAGUUCUAUAAAACAAUUAAUUGUGAAUUUCCUUUUAAAUUUUUAGAACUACCUAAUGAACGUGGUCCACAAGCACCUGUUUGCUACCAUCACCAACUGCAUGAAGAGAUACGACUCAAAUCUGAACAAGAAGAACCGUAACUUGGUGGACACCCGUUUAGAGAAUCUGCAUGUGCGCGCAGAGUAUGAGGAGAAUUUGCUGGGCUCGCGGAAAGAGCUGUCCAAGCUGAACGACUUCAGUACGCCUCUCGAGCGUCUACAGUGCCUCAGACAUGUCGUGACGCUUCGUACGAGGCCUGUGGAAGCUGCAAAAAGUGACGACAGUCUGCACAGGCUAAUCUGGGACAACACUUACCACAGGUCUGCACAGGCUAAUCUGGGACAACACUUACCACAGGUCUGCACAGGCUAAUCUGGGACAACACUUACCACAGGUCUGCACAGGCUAAUCUGGGACAACACUUACCACAGUGUGUGAAAGCCAUUCUGUUCUUGGACAGCCUAAGGAGUCGUGUUGAUGUAAACGCGGGCAAUGAUAUGGGAGAGACUCCACUGCACUUGUCUGCUAAGUGGGGAUAUGAGUAACGAAUACAAUGGAUUCCUGUAUGAUGAAAUGCAGGGCGUUGCCCUAGUAAGCUCUACCCUCCUGGCUAUGGACAAGAAACAGAAACCCUUCACUAGACGACCCUGCAUUGCUACGUUCAAGAUCAGCGGUUUUGACUGCGCACUGGUAAGUGUACAUCUGAAGGCAACCGUUCUGGAGAAUGAGGACAUUGGUCGACUGCAGGCAGAGAUUGACAAUAUCCCCAACCUUAUAGAGGCCAUUAGGACCGCUCUGCCAGGGGAAAAUGAUAUUAUACUGCUUGGUGACUUUAACCUGUCUCCAGAUACCAAAGAUUUUGACGAUCUUCGAAAUCAAGGCUAUCACAAUUGUAUUGCCGACGGUGUCUUCACAAACAUAAGCGACGCCAACAAAAAAGGCAGCAAGACAUACGAUAACAUCAGGAUAUCUAAACAGACAAAACAAGUGUUCACUGGUCAAUGUGACGUCGUGAGAGAGGGACUGUCCAGUCCCUGGAUCCCCAAGGGCUGGACGUGGGGCGGGCUCGUGAGUGACCACUGUCCAGUGUGGGCCCAGUUCUACACGGGCUGUGACCUUGACACUGGAGACUUGAAGAUCGGACCAGAGGCCAUUAAAUUUGCACUGACUGACUGAUGUUUAGUAAAAGAUUAGAAUAUUACAUGUUUGACUCUGGUAUGACAGACAUCACUAGUAGCGAAUUGAUAAUGCAGUUCUUUAAACAAUAAAUAGUGACAAUAUUC